Molecule: messenger RNA, 3066 nt
Organism: Uranotaenia lowii
Lineage: Eukaryota; Metazoa; Arthropoda; Insecta; Diptera; Culicidae
Product: basement membrane-specific heparan sulfate proteoglycan core protein-like
Exons: 5
Coding region: 70-2748 (892 amino acids)
Biological process (GO): proteolysis
Molecular function (GO): serine-type endopeptidase activity
Source: RefSeq, a predicted model, not a curated record
UCUUAGCAUCUCGGUUGAAGGUUUGUCUGUGCACGUUUGGAUUAAUCAACUUGAGCCGGCUCGUUAAGCAUGGUCGGGGGCGGAUUUUUGAAGAGCUUUUCGGUGCUAGCUUGUUGUUGUUGUUACCUUUUGGCAGGGAUUGUGGGAGUCCUCAGUGAAAGUAGUGUAGUGUACCGUGACGAAGUUUGCGGUCAAGUGCAGGUGGAUUUGGGCAAUCGAAUCGGGAAUGGGGACCUGGCUGAGGAAGGUGAAUGGCCCUGGCAUGGGGCGAUGUUCCACAAAAGAAACUACCAGUGCGGAUGUACGUUGAUUGGCGAGUGGCUCGUGCUGACAGCGGCCCAUUGUUUGUACAAUCCGAACUCGAAAAACAGAUACAGGACAAAAGAGCUGCGGGUGGUCCUCGGAUUGCAUGGCCUCCACGAGAGCACGGCACACACCAGGGAGUACGGAUUGAAGGAUACCCGAAUCCAUCCGUCGUUUGACCCGAGCGGCCACAAGCAUGACAUCGCGCUGCUGCUGUUGGAUAAUCGGGUGACGCUCGGUCUGUUUGUGCGUCCGAUUGGGAUCAACUUCGAGGAGCCACCCUGGAUUGAGCAUUUGGCAGGCCAUUUGGGAACCGUCGUCGGCUGGGGAUUCACCGAACAAGAUGCCGUGUCGGACGCACUCAUGAUUGCGAGAAUGCCGAUUGCGCGCUACACAGAUUGCGUCGAAAGUUCUCCCGAUGUGUAUGGCCAUUUGAUUCACAACGGAAUGUACUGCGCUGGAGCGAAGAAUGGCACAAACGUAUGCAAUGGGGAUAGUGGCGGUGGAAUGUACAUUCAGCAGCAAAACGGCAACGGUUACGACGGAGGUGGCCAAUGGACCAUUCGGGGAGUUGUUUCGUUUGCUCCAGCUAGGGAGGGAACCAAUCUGUGCGAUUUGCACAGCUAUGCGGCGUUUACAAAUGUUGCAUUUUAUAGCGGUUGGAUUCGGGAACAAUCGAAAGAGCUGCUAGAUAGUGUUUCACUAGAAGAGGGCCCAAAGCCGAUGGAGCCAAUUGGAGGUCAAAUACAAGUCGAUGAUACAACUUCGACCACAACUACCUCUACAACAACUUCAACCACAACAACUUCAACCACAACAACGACAACCACCACAGCUCCAACACCUGUCGAAUUUCCUACGGUUAGAGGUCCUCCAGCCGAGUGUCUCCAACAACAAAAUCGUUUGAUCAAGGUUGAACGUGAUUCAAGCCUUUCACUUCUCUGUAAUACCGAUUCAACUAAAAAGGCCGAGUCAGUAAGGUGGUACCACCACAAUUAUGUUCAUCAAACCGUGGAUCUAUCCACGCAUCAAGGAUUCUCGAUAAAUGCAACCAACGACAUUCUAGCCUUGAGGCACUUGGAAGCCAGAAGCUCAGGAAAAUAUUUCUGUAAAGCCAUUUACAACGAUACCUCAGUUUCGUACGAUAAUCGAACCGUAGUCGUAAGUGGAGUCAUUCCAAAAUUUUCAAACGGAGCGGAGUCUUCGUUCAUGAGAUACAACGUACUUCUGAAGAGAAACUACUUAAAUUUGAAAAUCACCUUCAAAGCCGAUGUGCUAAACGGCCUUCUACUCUGGAAAUCCGAUGAAUGCGGACAGGCAAUGUUUUCGCUCGCUCUAGUCGAGGGUCGAAUAGAGUUCAAUUUCCAGAAUUCUUUAGGUGUUAUGCGGAAAGUAGCUCUGUUAGAUCAUAUCGUUCAAUUAAACAACUGGCACACAAUUGAGGUCUAUUUAUUCGGAGGAAGAGGUUAUGUAGUGUUGGACAAUCGCUAUCUGUCUCUUUUUGAGGAUAAAUUAUUCGUCUCGAAAUGUUACACCGAAAGUAUCUAUUUAGGAAGUGCUCCCCAAGCAAAUACUGCUGGAUUUACGGGUUGCAUAAACCAGCUGGUUCUAAACGAUCACAUUAUAAACCUUUGGAAAGAAGCCGAAGAAAGCAGGAACAUUCAACAGUGCAACCCAUGCUUGGAGACUUCCUGUCUAAAUGGUGGAGUGUGUAUUGAGAAUUUAGGACGAAAAGGUUACUCGUGUUUCUGCCAGCAAGGAUUCGCGGGUUCAACUUGUUCCAGCGUGGGAGAGUCAUGUUCGGCUGACAGUUGCUCUGCGGGAUCGUGUGAAACAACCGAGCAAGGAAUGCAGUGCCAAUGCCCCUAUUUUAGAACUGGGAAGCGCUGUGAACAGAAUAAUGUUUUGACAGGUGGUGCUUUAUCGUUUCGGAAGCAUGGAUUUUCACAAUACAAACUACCAAUCCAGACCAAUUUCGAUCUGCAGUUCAGCUUUACUGCCCGGCAGCUGAACCGUGGCAUGAUGGCAUACAUUGCGGAAGAUAUUCGCCGGGUGGGCAACUUUCUGGCUUUGGUAAUUAAGGAUAAUCGAUUGGAAUUGCGGUUUAGUGUGAACUUGGAACUGCACCCCAACUCGCUGGAAUCCACAAUCGUCCUGCAGCCAAACACGAACCAUACGGUAAAGUUGGGAUUUACAUCCCGGCUAGUUUACCUCCAAGUCGAUGAGGAACUAACAGUUUCGCAAAAUUUUGCGGGGGAGCUAUUUUCCAUGGCCAGCGAUCGGUAUUUGUAUCUGGGCGGAAUCGACCGACAUACGCUCAUAAACCGCUGCCCGGAAAUUACGGAAGGAUUCGAUGGGUGCAUCCGAGAGCUCAUCAUCCCCGGCUUUCCCCUGGAUAUUGCGGAAAACUUUGUCAUUGCUCGAAAUAUAGAAAACUGUACUUAACAAUGAACCCCUGCAGCUCGAGAGCUUAGUGCAUAACUUCUAAUUUCAUCCAGAGAACUUUUGUCCCACACCCCCAUGAAUCGAGUAAUGACUCACAGCAUCAGCAGCAGCAGCAUCAGGAGCACUGCCCACAGAUUGUGUGGAUGUACAAAGUUUUUGGCCGAUCCGCAGAGUCCCCGAAACAACGUCCAAGACGACGGCGGGUGAAUGGCAACUUUCAUUCGUUCCGUCCAUUCAUUAGUGCGGGGUAGGGCACUUUUUGCUGUUGCCUGGACUUCAUGGUCCCGAGGCCAAUAAAAAUUAAACAGUCAUUAAAAU